Penaeus vannamei (Pacific white shrimp) is the source of this 2439-nucleotide messenger RNA. NCBI's taxonomy places the organism in Eukaryota, Metazoa, Arthropoda, Malacostraca, Decapoda, Penaeidae. The record is from RefSeq and is a predicted model, not a curated record.
GAAGUUAAAGAUCUUUCCGUCGAGGAAGUUACAGUUCCUGCCGUCGAAGAGGUUAUAGUUCCUGGCGUCGAGGAGGAAGUUAAAGUUCCUGCCGUCGAAGAGGUUAUAGUUCCUGGCGUCGAGGAGGAAGUUAAAGUUCCUGCCGUCGAGAAGGAGGUUAAAGAUCAAGCCGUCGAGGAGGAGGGAGGCUAUAGUUCCUGCCGUCGAGGAGGAAAUCCUGUCGUCGAGGAGGAAGUUAAAGAUCUAGCCGUCGAAGAGGUUAAAGUUCCUGCCAUCGAGGAGGAGGGUAAAGAUCUCUCCGUCAAUGAGAAGGUUAAAGUUCCUGCCAUCAAGGAUGAGAUUAAAUCUGCCAUCGAGGGGAAGGAUAAAGUUACAGCCGUUGAGGAAGAUGCUAAAGAUACUGCUGUCGAGGAAGUGGGUCCAGCUCCUGCCCUCGAGAAGAUACCAGCUCCUGCCGUCGAGGAGGAUGUCGAGGAGGAUGGUAAAACUCCUGGCGUCGAGAAGGAGCGUCCAGCUCCUGCAGUCGAGGAGGAUGGUAAAACUCCUGGCGUCGAGAAGGAGCGUCCAGCUCCUGCAGUCGAGGAGGAUGGUAAAACUCCUGGCGUCGAGAAGGAGCGUCCAGCUCCUGCAGUCGAGGAGGAUAAAACUCCAGCCUUCGAGGAGGAAAUUAAAUCUUCUGCCAUCGAGGAGAAGGAUAAAGUCACAGCCGUUGAGGAAGAUGCUAAAGAUACUGCUGUCGAGGAAAUGGGUCCAGCUCCUGCCCUCGAGAAGAUACAAUCUCCAGCCAUCGAGGAGGAUAGUAAAACUCCUGGCGUCGAGAAGGAGCGUCUAGCUCCUACCGUCGAGGAGGAUAGUAAAACUCCUGCCGAGGGUAAAGAUCUCUCCGUCAAGGAGGAGGUUAAAGUUCCUGCCAUCAAGGAUGAGAUUAAGUCUUCUGCCAUCGAGGAGAAGGAUAAAGUUCAAGCCGUUGAGGAAGAUGCUAAAGAUACUGCUGUCGAGGAAAUGGGUCCAGCUCCUGCCCUCGAGAAGAUACAAGCUCCUGCCGAGGAUAAAAAUCCUGCCGUCCAGGAGGAAGUAAAAGAUCUUGCCGUCGAGGAGGUUAAAGUUCCUGCCGUCGAGGAAGAGGAUAAAAAUCCUGCCGUCAAGGAGGAGGUUAACGUUCCUGCCGUCGAGGAGGAGGUUAAAUUUCCUGCCAUCGAGGAGGAGGAGGAGAUUAAAUCUUCUGCCAUCGAGAAGGUUAAAGUUACUGCCGUUGAGGAAGAUACUAAAGAUACUGCUGUCGAGGAAAUGGGUCCAGCUCCUGCCGUCGAAAAGAUACCAGCUCCUGUCGUCGAGGAUGAUAAAACUCCUAGCGUCGAGAAGGAGCGUCCAUCUCCUGCUGUCUAUAUGGAGGAGGGUAAAGAUCUCCCCGUCAAGGAAGAGGUUAAAGUUCCUGCCAUCAAGGAUGAGAUUAAAUCUUCUGCCAUCGAGGAGAAGGUUAAAGUUAUUGCCGUUGAUGCUAAAGAUACUGCUGUCGAGGAAAUGGGUCCAGCUCCUGCCGUCCAGAAGAUACAAUCUCCUGCCGUCAAGGAGGAUGGUAAAACUCCUGGCGUCGUCAAGGAGCGUCCAGCUCCUGCCGAGGUUAAGUUCCUGCCGGAGGAGGAUAAAAAUCCUGCCGUCGAGGAGGAAGUUAAAGAUCUUGCCGUCGAGGAGGUUAAAGUGCCUGCCGUCGAGGAGGGUAAAGAUCUCUCCGUCAAGGAGGUGGUUAAAAUUCCUGCCAUCAAGGAUGAGAUUAAAUCUUCUGCCAUCGAAGAGAAGCUUCCUCGAGAAGCUCCUGCCAUCGAGGAGAUACAAUCUCCUGCCGUCGGAGGAUGUAAAAAUCUCUGCCGUCGAGGAGAAGUUAAAGUUUCCUGCGUCGAGGAGGUUAAAGUUCCUGCCGUCGAGGAGGAGGAUAAAAAUCCUCCCGUCGAGGAGGUUAAAGCUCCUCCCCUCGAGGAGGUUAAAGUUCCUGCCGUGGAGGAGGAGGGUAAAGAUCUUAGCGUCAAGGAGGAAGUUAAAGUUCCUGCCAUCAAGGAUGAGAUGAAAACUUCCUGCCGUCGAGAGGAGGAUGAGAUUAAAUCUUCUGCCAUCGAGGAGACGGUUAAAGUUACUGCCAUUGAGGAAGAUGCUAAAGAUACUGCUGUCGAGGAAAUGGGUCCAAAUCCUGCCGUCCAGAAGAUACAAUCUCCUGCCGUCGAGGAGGACGGUAAAACUCCUGCCGUCGAGGAGGAUAAAAAUCCUGCCAUCGAGGAGGAAAUUAAAGAUCUUGCCGAUGAGAUUAAAUCUUCUGCCAUCGAGAAGGUUAAAGUUACUGCCGUUGAGGAAGAUGCUAAAGAUACUGCUGUCGAGGAAAUGGGUCCAGCUCCUGCCGUCGAGAAGAUACCAGCUCCUGUCGUCGAGGAGGAUGAUAAAACUCCCUAA